UGGUGAAAUGAAACAUGAAAUGAACAGUAAAAAUGCAUCGCGUGACUGCUUUUUAAACUUCCCGAUAAAAUUUCCAAAAACGUCAUGAUGUUUAAAGUUUAAAUUUUAUUUGUUAUAAGAUGAUAAAGGUAUGUACAUGACAGCAGUUUUGUUUGGAUACUAUAAUUUUCCAGAUGCGGUUUGAUAAACACAUUUAAAGUAUACAAGCAGCGAAAAGUAUACAGCUAUGCGCAAAAAAGUGUCUCUCGGAAGAUCUGGAAUAAAUGCUUAUGUGUUGAAAGGAGAUCUGAAAUUAGAAAAGUCCGAUGUAAUAGUUUGUGCAGCCAGUCCUAGCCUUGACCUUUCUAAAGGAAGGGUAGCACGUGACCUACUGCAGGCGGCAGGAAACCAGGUACAACUUGACUGCAAUGGUAGUUACCCGGAUGGCCUGCAAGGAGAUGAAGUGGCCGUUGUGGAUUCUGGAAAUCUUCCCUGUCAGAAACUGUUCUUUGUUGCUCUUCGUCCUUGGGGGAGAGGAAAUUCUCUACAGGAAUUAGAGUCUUUACUAAGUAAAUGUUUAGAAUCUGCAAAUGAUACUGGAUUUCACUCAAUAGCAUUCCCAGCACUUGGUACCGGCUUACUCAAGUACCCAGCAGAUAAGGUGGCAUACACAACACUUCAGUGCAUCGAGGAUUUCAGCAAUGGAAACAGCUCUACAUCGCUGCAAUAUGUCAACAUUAUAAUAUACCAUAGAGAUCACCACAUAUAUUCUGCAUUCGUGAGAGAAGCAAGGGCACGUGCUGUCAGCAACGAUAAUGGAACAGCUCAUUCAUUGUCACUGAGAAACCCUAUGAUUCAGUGCCGAACUCCAAGCUACUGGUCGUCGCAAGGGACAGGCUCAGGUAGAGUGGUCCGCGUCGCUGUCGACAGGAAAACUUUUAACGACGUUCAAGCAAUAGUAACAUCAACCUGGUUAAGCCAGUUUGUCGGACAUGGCCGGGACGGGGUCGGACUUACCAAUUACAGCACGAUCAAAGUGAUUAAAGUUGAAAGAAUUGAGAACGGGCAGUUGUUCAGUCAUUAUGCAAGGAGAAGACAAGUGUUGAGAAGGAAGGCAAGAAGAUCACAUGCUCCGUUUGAAGUUCUAGAGAAUAUUCCAGGAUCAGGUGGAGAUGGUAUCAUGACAACCGAUAACGUGGAAGAUGGGUCAGUGUUAUCAGCUGAGAUAUGUCGGGAUAUAAAUGAAACAUACUUGUUUCACGGAACAACAAUGGACAAAGUUGGGUCUAUAGCUGAGAAGGGUCUGAGACUUGGAAGUGAUACUUCAAUGUUUGGUAAGGGCGUGUACGCCGCCGAGAGCUCAACAAAAGCAGAUCAGUACGCAGAUCCAAAGCAAAAAAGAGACUUCAAGGGCGAGAAGCAGAUGUUCCUGAUACGAGCGUGUCUAGGAAGAAUUUAUCUGGCAAAGGCAGCUAGAAAGUUUGUUGGAAUGCCUUGCGUAGAUGGGUGUGAAGAUAACUGUUCCUGUGGAGGAAGAAACCAAUGUGAUUCUGUUGUUGCUAAUGGUUACUGGAAUUUCCGGGAAUUUGUUGUAUUUGACAGUUCACAAGUCUAUCCAGAGUAUCUUAUUACAUAUCAAAGAAUUUAAACAAAAAAAAAAACACAUGAAAUGAAGUAUUAAAACGGCAUCGAAUUUAAAAGUGCGCAAAAGGUCUUCAGGAGCGGCAAUAGUAAAGUUUUAAAUUUUACGG
Messenger RNA from Mercenaria mercenaria, 1730 nucleotides. RefSeq lists its product as uncharacterized. The transcript is spliced from 7 exons. Gene Ontology annotation, biological process: negative regulation of gene expression. The record is from RefSeq and is a predicted model, not a curated record. NCBI's taxonomy places the organism in Eukaryota, Metazoa, Mollusca, Bivalvia, Venerida, Veneridae. Gene Ontology annotation, cellular component: nucleus; cytoplasm. The coding region runs from base 227 to 1627 and encodes 466 amino acids. Gene Ontology annotation, molecular function: NAD+ poly-ADP-ribosyltransferase activity; transcription corepressor activity.